AGCUCCUCCUCACCCUUCAGUCAGUUGUCACGUGGUAUCCGCCGCAAGCAUGCGAGCUUCCAUCAUCAGAGACGACAUCGAGGAGAUGGGGGUGUGUUUUCUCCACGCCCUCCCGCCCCAUGACGCUUCACCGACGGACUCAUCUUCGGAUCCACGCAUCACCGAGUUUCUCGAUGCCUACAACGACGUGUUCGAAGGCCCGCACGGAGUAGUACCAGAUCGGCCCAUCCGCCACGAGAUCAUCCUCGAGGACGGGGCCGUACCUCCGCGCGGUUGCAUCUACCGAAUGAGCGAGGAAGAGUUAAGUGUGCUUCGGGCACAACUCGACGACCUUCUGGAGAAAGGCUGGAUUCGGCCUAGCUCAUCGCCAUACGGUGCUCCUGUUCUCUUCGUCCGGAAGAAGAACAAGGAUUUGCGGUUGUGCAUCGAUUAUCUCAAGCUCAACGUGCAGACGAUCAGAAACGCCGGCCCUCUCCCACGCAUCGACGACCUUCUCGAACGACUGGGCGGCGCCAAGUUCUUCUCCAAGCUCAAUCUCAAGUCAGGAUAUCACCAACUCGAGAUUCGGCAGGAGGACCGCUACAAGACCGCGUUUAAGAUGCGAUAUGGGCAUUUCGAAUGGAUGGUUAUGCCAUUUGGCCUUACGAAUGCCCUGGCCACUUUCCAAGCGGCUAUGACAACGGAGUUCCGACACAUGCAGGAUCGAUACGUACUUAUCUACCUCGACGACAUCCUGGUGUACAGCCGGAGUUUGGACGAGCAUGUGGAACACCUGCGCACCGUUUUGGAGCGGCUAGGACAAGCCAAGUACAAAGCCAACCGCGACAAGUGCAAAUGCGCGCGGCAGGAGCCGAGGAGCCGGAGUACUUGGGACAUUAUGUGACGCCGCAAGGCAUCCGUCCGCUUGCGGACAAG
This is a messenger RNA of Chara braunii, 915 nucleotides long. The record is from the annotation of a GenBank genome assembly. NCBI's taxonomy places the organism in Eukaryota, Viridiplantae, Streptophyta, Charophyceae, Charales, Characeae.